Cydia pomonella (codling moth) is the source of this 4666-nucleotide messenger RNA. It is a transcript of the gene dsf, whose product is annotated as protein dissatisfaction. Gene Ontology annotation, molecular function: zinc ion binding; RNA polymerase II cis-regulatory region sequence-specific DNA binding; nuclear receptor activity. NCBI's taxonomy places the organism in Eukaryota, Metazoa, Arthropoda, Insecta, Lepidoptera, Tortricidae. Gene Ontology annotation, biological process: cell differentiation; regulation of transcription by RNA polymerase II; anatomical structure development. The annotation marks the transcript as partial. The transcript has 10 exons. The record is from RefSeq and is a predicted model, not a curated record.
ACAGGUGAUCGCCUACUGGACAUCCCCUGUAACGUUUGCGGUGACAGAAGCUCUGGCAAGCACUAUGGAAUCUACAGCUGUGAUGGUUGUUCCGGCUUCUUCAAGCGAUCGAUCCACAGGAACAGGGUGUACACGUGCAAGGCGGGCGGGGAGAUGAAAGGCCGGUGCCCUGUGGACAAGACCCACAGGAACCAGUGCCGCGCCUGCCGGCUCGCCAAGUGCUUCCAGGCCAACAUGAACAAGGACGCAGUCCAGCACGAGCGUGGGCCACGCAAGCCGAAGCUGCACGUGGGCGCGCUGGCGCUGCCGCCGCCAAUGGCGCAUGCACACAAGCCCCACGCGCUCAAGUUGUCACCACCCUCGCCGUAUGCACCGCUGCCGCAGACCUUCAACUUCCAAUUCAGCAUGAGCAGCAGUAUGAGUGAGCCAGCACCGUUAAGCGCGGCGUCGUCAGCAGGGUCAAGCGGCGCUGGAGGAGCGGGCGCGGUCAGUCCGCUGCCACUGGUACCCGAGCCGUUCCUGCCGCCGCCGCCGCUGCUGCAUAUGCUCAUGUCCAGCGACAAGUGCCAGGAACUGAUGUGGAGCGCUAAGCAGCUGCAGCUCCAAGGCGACCCCUCGCUCCUUCGGCCUCCGCCGAGCGCCUUUGGUGCUCCGCUGGCGCCUACAUGGGAACUUCUACAAGAGACGAGCGCUCGGCUGCUAUUCAUGGCAGUGCGCUGGGUGCGGUGCCUGGCGCCGUUCCAGGCAUUAACACCAGCAGACCAGCUGGUGCUACUCCGCGCCGCGUGGAAGGACCUGUUCCUACUGCAUCUGGCGCAGUGGUCAGCGCCUUGGGACCUGGCGCCGCUAUUGGCCGCGCCGGCGGCCCGCGCUCGCCUGCCGCCCGACCCGCUGGCCGAUCUUGAGCUCAACACUCUGCAGGAAAUUCUGUGCCGUUUUCGGCAAAUAGCGCCCGACGGUAGCGAAUGCGGCUGCAUGAAAGCAAUCGUUUUGUUUUCGCCAGAUACUCCUGGCUUAAGUGAGACGCAACCAGUUGAGAUGUUGCAAGACCAGGCGCAGUGUAUCCUCGCCGACUACGUCCGCACAAGAUAUACAAGACAACCAACGAGAUUCGGGCGCCUGCUGCUGUUGCUGCCGUCACUGAGGGCCGUGCGAGCGCGCUCCAUCGAGCUACUCCUCUUCCGAGACACCGUAGGGGACGUGUCCGUCGCCACCUUGCUCCACGACAUGUACCGGAUGCAGCCGGCGCCAGCACCGGCCUUUGGGCCGCCGCACCCUCCUCCUACCGAACAUUGCGCUUCUCCUUAGUUUUAAAGAUAGCAAACUGACUUUCUUCAAUCAUUCAGCGUGGCACAUUAAUACGUCGUAAGCUCGUGUCAUAAAUUGUAGCGCGCAGCAUACCUAACUACUGCCAUAAUACACUUAGAAUAUUCUCUAACAAAAACGAGGGAUCGACAAAGUAAAAUAUCAAUGUGACUGUUAUCGACAGGCAAAGCAAGUCAAAAAAAGUAAAAACAAAUUAAAACUAGGUAUUGUAGUUGAACUAUUUUUUUACAUCAAGAAAUAUGGUAAACUAUGUGCUAAUAUUUCGUGGAACGGAAAACGAUCCUUUGGCCCGAUAUCGGGACCAACGUCGUGGCCGACCGUUCGCCAUUCGAAGGCAGAAGAAGAAGAAGGGUGAAGAUAGGUAAUAAAGCCCUUUAAGCUUGGUCUGACUCUGGUACUGGAGUAAUUACAUACAGUUUCGCGACGGGGUUCUCCUCGAUUAACCAUAAUUUCAAGAGAGAAUCCAAUGCCCAAGAAACUUACCGAAUUCAUUGACAGACAUAGAGUUAGACCAAGAUAACUCUGCAGCGAUUUUUAUAGCACAGACGUGCAAGGGUUAAACGUCAUAAUAACAUAGAAGUUAUUAGAAUAGAGUUAUAUUGGUCUGACUCUAGACUUGAAAUUAGCAGUUAGAGUUAUUUCAGGUUUUUUUUCUUUUUACAUGUUCAUAACUUUGUCCAAAUUCCAUUCCGCUUGCGUCAUCAUCUUUAACAUUUAACAAUGUUAAUAUUUAUCUAUAGAGGCCCUCGCACCUCGUAGGUACCUAUAUGUAUCGGUAGGGCUCAAUCAAAAACAUUUUAAUACCUAAUUUUUGCUAGAGAAAGUUCUAGGUAAGCGUAAGCUAAGAGAAUUUGAAAUAGAGGUGGAUUGUCAAAGAAAAUUUUGUAACCACAGUAAAUUUAAGAUAAGUUCGCCUUUGUACUUCUUACUAAUUGUAUGUUACUUUUAAUAUGUAUUUUUGUAAAAUAGAGAGUUUACUACUACUACUACUAAAUUUACUACCGUCUUUCAACACAUGAUAAAAACUUUUAGAACGCCUUUUGACUUUGAUUCUUAUUAUUUCAUUGAUAUGUGAUAAAUUUGUUAAAUAUCAAAAAGUGGCGCCAACUUACCGGGCAUCAACUAAAGGUUGUGGCGCCAUCGCUGGACACGAUGUCGCCAUAACUUAGGCCUUGGAUCUAUUAGAUGGUACAGUCAGCGUCAAAUACUUCGUAGCAGUCAAAGUAGCCGAAUAGUUCGGUACACCAUAUAUUUAGUAUGGUGUACCGAACUAUUUGGCCACUUUGACUGCUACGAAGUAUUUGACGGUGACUGUACCACUUCUUGAGUUAACAAUUUUAAGAAAUAUCAGUGAAAGAAUAAGGAUCAAAGUCAAAUGGCGUUCUAAAAGUUUUACUGCGGUUACAAAGUUUUCUUUGACAAUCCACCUCUAUUCCAAAUUCUCUUUGGUCGUAAGUAAUGGAAAACUUGCAGGCUUAUUCGAGCGGCCGAUUUUAUUUUAACAAUCUAUUUAUUUAUCCGACCAGAAAUUUCACUAUUGACAGCUGACAGAUCAUAUCCAUUACAAGCAACAAAUUUCUAGGUAUCUGAUUCUCAAGCACAGCUCAAGAUUGUAUCAUAAGAAGAUCAAAACAAUAACAAAUUGUUAAAUUAGAAUCAGCCGCCAUGACACACGAAUAUAAGAGGGCGAGCAAGCUACAUCGCGAUGAAUAUCAAAUCAAUGUCAUGUUUUAAAAUCUGAAUUCGCCUCCUUGACGGGCAUGCAAGUCAUGCACGCUUGAAUUGUUAAGCACCGAUAGUAGAAAUUGAAAAUAAAUUCUGAUGAUGAGAGAAGGCAUAGGAAUUGCAAUGAUACUGGAAACAAAAACAGCUAAAUUGUAUUGUACAUAAAGAUAGGUUUCUUAAAGAUGUUUGUUAUUUGAAAUUUUGAAAACUUAGCAAUUAGCAUAGUGCUGUACAUCCAAUCCACCGAUUUAAAUACACAGUUGUUACAGUAACUCGAUAAAACAUCGACAUAGUGUAACAACUGUUAAAAUUAAACACGUUUUUAAGUUCCCUCUACUUGUGUAUUAAUAAAAGAAUGUCUAGAGGUAUAUAUAGCCUGUCCGAUUUUUAAGAUCAAGUUCGCCAUACAUCGUAGAAAAACGGACAGACUAUACCUAAUAUAAAUUAUUAAAUAAUGUGUCAAACAUAUCAUGUACCCGUUGUCUCCGAGUUUUUACAUUGCAUUUAAUAGUCAUUUGUCUAGUUAAAAGAUCUAGUCGAUGUAUUUCUAGUCAUUAAAAAAAUAACUACAUAUGUUAAUCGUGUUAUGUACAUAUAUAAGAUUUAUUGUAAUAUCUACAUAUAGUUUUAAACGUAGGUAACCUAAUAAAUAAUUAUUGAUUACAUAGUAUGGAUAACCUUUAAAGAUACUUAGUGUAAAUAAAAGUUUAAAACAUAAAAUGUAUAUAAAUCAUUCAAACGUUGAAGUUUUACUUAUUUCGACUCCCAUCAAGCAUGUAAUAAAUUAAUUAAUGCACAUGUACCUAGUACACAUGUAAUCGGUAGUACAUUAAUAUUAAUGUACUACCAGUAGGAACCAGUAAUAGUAUUUUAUCCAAUAUGCUUGAAAAUGUUCACCUUAUUGUAGCAAAAAUAGUACGGGAAGGUCUUCAUUAUGGUCAAACUCAAAUUAAAAAAAUUCAAACCAUUACUGUCGUGUUUUAGCGGACGGGAAGUUAUUACUGUAUUGUUUUUUUACUUUUUAAAGACACGUAUCCACUAAGAAAAACCCAAACAGCCAAUUAUUAUAGCCGCGUGCCGCGUCUACACGACCAGGUCAACUUCAUUUCAAGCUGUGUCAUGUCUCAUUCUUACAAGACCGUCGUAUAUGAUCGUGCGAAUACUGCUUAAUAAAAUCAAAGACUAUAUAGUAACCUUUUUUGAUAAGUCCAUUUUAAUAUGAUUUUAAUAAACACGGGUCUAUAAUAAUUACAUUUAUAGAGUCACACCAAGACUAGUUUGCAACGAUUUUGAUAGCACACGCAGUGCAAGUGUUAUUUUAAACGUCAAACUUUUAUGAAAUUAAGACGUAUAAAUAACUCUUGCAUUGCGUGUGCUAUCAAAUUCGCUGCAGACUUGUCUUGGUCUGACUCUAUUAAUAAAAACAUUAGUAUGUCUUGUUUAGUUAACAGUAGCAUCUGAACUGUCAUCUGACAAAGCAUUUUUUUACGGGUUUCGGCGGCUGCCAUUCCUCAACCCACAAACGGAGCGGCAGCGGACGUCCACGAGGGUUCAUCAUACAUAUCCGUUAACCACUAUACGAGUUUUCGCCCGGGAGGCUCUUAGUCAUGGAAAU